GGAGAGGCAGCCAGUCAUUCCCCGUUGUAAAACCAGUGCUGCACGCGCUGCUCUCCCGGCUAUUGUCUCAGCAGCUGAAGGCUCACGUCGUCAGUCAGACGGUAUCACAAUGAAGCGAGUCUGGGUGAUAGGUCUCCUUUUCACACUUUUAGCGUUUGCUGCUGUAAAGGCAGAGGAUGAACUUGACGUUGACGGGACAGUGGAGGAGGACUUGGGCAAAAGCAGGGAUGGCUCCAGAACAGAUGAUGAGGUGGUGCAGAGAGAGGAGGAGGCAAUCCAGCUGGAUGGUUUGAAUGCAGCUCAGAUUAAAGAACUCAGGGAAAAGUCUGAAAAACAUGCAUUUCAGGCUGAAGUUAACCGUAUGAUGAAACUUAUCAUCAAUUCUCUCUACAAGAACAAGGAGAUCUUCCUUAGGGAGCUGAUUUCCAAUGCUUCAGAUGCACUGGAUAAGAUCCGUUUGUUGUCUCUGACCAAUGAGGAUGCAUUGGCCACAAAUGAAGAGCUGACCAUCAAAAUAAAAUCUGACAAGGAGAAGAACAUGCUCCACAUCACUGACACUGGUAUUGGAAUGACUAAGGAGGAGCUGGUAAAGAACUUGGGCACCAUUGCCAAGUCGGGCACAAGCGAAUUCCUCAACAGGAUGACAGAGAUGCAGGAUGAGGGACAGUCUACCUCAGAGCUGAUUGGACAGUUUGGUGUGGGUUUCUACUCUGCUUUCCUUGUUGCUGACAGGGUCAUUGUGUCAUCCAAGCACAAUAAUGACACACAGCACAUCUGGGAGUCUGACUCGAAUCAGUUCUCCGUUAUCGAGGACCCCCGUGGAGACACGUUGGGCAGAGGAACCACCAUCACACUUGUCCUGAAGGAGGAGGCCUCAGACUACCUGGAGCUGGAGACCAUCAAGAACCUUGUCAAGAAAUACUCUCAGUUCAUCAAUUUCCCCAUCUACGUUUGGGCCAGCAAGACUGAGACAGUUGAAGAGCCCAUUGAUGAAGAUGCUGAGGCAGCAGAGGAACCAGAGAAAGAGGCUUCUGAAGAUGAGGCAGAUGUAGAGGAAGAGGAGGAGGACAAAGACAAACCAAAGACAAAGAAGGUUGAGAAGACUGUGUGGGACUGGGAACUGAUGAAUGAUAUCAAGCCCAUCUGGCAGAGGCCUGCUAAAGAGGUUGAGGAAGAUGAGUACAAGGCUUUUUACAAGACCUUCUCAAAGGACAAUGAUGACCCUAUGACACACAUCCACUUCACAGCUGAGGGUGAAGUAACCUUUAAGUCCAUCCUGUUUGUGCCCAGUUCAGCUCCCCGUGGCCUGUUUGACGAAUAUGGCUCCAAGAAGAAUGAUUACAUCAAGCUGUUUGUCAGGAGAGUUUUCAUCACAGACGACUUCAAUGACAUGAUGCCCAAGUACCUGAAUUUCAUCAAGGGAGUGGUUGACUCCGAUGACCUUCCUCUAAAUGUGUCCAGAGAAACUCUGCAGCAGCACAAACUGCUCAAGGUUAUCCGCAAGAAGCUGGUUCGUAAGACUCUGGACAUGAUUAAGAAGAUUGCAGAGGAACAGUACAACGAUAAGUUCUGGAAGGAGUUUGGAACAAACAUCAAGCUGGGUGUCAUUGAGGAUCACUCCAACAGGACCCGUCUCGCCAAGCUGCUGCGCUUCCAGACGUCCAACAGUGACACAGGCCUGUCCAGCCUGGAGCAGUAUGUGGAGCGCAUGAAGGAGAAGCAGGACAAGAUCUACUUUAUGGCUGGCACCAGCAGAAAAGAGGCUGAGUCUUCUCCCUUUGUUGAGAGGCUGCUAAAGAAGGGCUUUGAGGUCAUCUACCUGACAGAGCCUGUGGAUGAGUACUGCAUCCAGGCACUGCCAGAGUUCGAUGGAAAACGCUUCCAGAACGUGGCUAAAGAGGGCAUCACAUUUGUCGAGAGUGAAAAAGCCAAGGAGAAGAGGGAAGCCCUGGAGAAGGAGUUUGAACCUCUCACAACUUGGCUGAAGGACAAAGCUCUGAAGGACAAGAUUGAGAAGGCCGUUCUCUCUCAGAGGCUAACCAACUCACCUUGUGCCUUGGUUGCCAGUCAGUACGGCUGGUCAGGAAACAUGGAGAGGAUCAUGAAGGCACAGGCUUACCAGACAGGAAAGGACAUUUCCACAAGUUAUUAUGCCAGCCAGAAGAAAACACUAGAAAUCAACCCCAAACAUCCCCUUGUGAAGCAGUUGCUUAACAGAGUCAAUGCUGAUGCUGAGGACCAGACUGCAUCAGAUCUGGCUGUGGUUCUGUUUGAGACGGCCACCUUGCGCUCAGGAUACCAGCUUGUCGACACAAAGACUUAUGGAGACAGAAUAGAGCGCAUGCUCCGACUCAGCAUGAAUGUACCCCUAGAUGAACAGGUUGAAGAGGAACCUGAGGAAGAGCCAGAAGAACCAGCAGAAGAGGACUCUGAAGACAAAGAGGAAAUUGCAGAUGAGGAAGAUGAUGAAGAAAUGACAAAAACAGACAAGGAUGAACUGUGAAGCACUGAAGGGAAGCACGUGUAAUAGUGGAGCUGGAAACUGGACUUGUCUUGUUUCAGUGCCACUGUGGUCACAUUAUACUGGGUGGAGUCCCUGGGUUGGGGUUUUUUUAAAAGCAAAUAUUUUGUUUGGUUUUUUUGUUUUUGUAUUACAUUCCUUAUGACUGUAAAUUUGUUAAUAUUUAACUGACCUGUUUAUGGAAAGAUGUGAUCCUGUCUAUUGAUCAAAUAAAUGUUUCGUGGAAAAAUGGCUUGCA
Messenger RNA from Archocentrus centrarchus (flier cichlid), 2759 nucleotides. It is a transcript of the gene hsp90b1, whose product is annotated as heat shock protein 90, beta (grp94), member 1. The transcript has 18 exons. Gene Ontology annotation, molecular function: ATP hydrolysis activity; ATP binding; ATP-dependent protein folding chaperone. Bases 110 to 2503 code for a protein of 797 amino acids. Gene Ontology annotation, biological process: protein folding. NCBI's taxonomy places the organism in Eukaryota, Metazoa, Chordata, Actinopteri, Cichliformes, Cichlidae. The record is from RefSeq and is a predicted model, not a curated record.